CAGGCCUACAAGAAGUCGGCAAAGCUGUUCAUCUUUUGAUAAAACCAAAGACCUUGCGUUUCUGUUCCGCAAUACCCCUUAAACGUCUUGAAAGACAUGCCUCAGUUCUUACGGCGCAUAUUUAGCGACCGACACCUGAGCUUCCGGAGAGAUCCUUCCACGCACGACGAUGUACAGCAAUCACGACGCAUUAUCACCAAAACAUCAACAGGAAGGCCGGAGACUCGGUUCCGAGCCAGACUUUCGCAGCUCAAUCUUGCACUUCACCCAGAGGAGAUAGGACGCCCUCAAGACGGGGUAAGUCUUGCCGACAGCGAAAUGCGUGCUGCUCGGCCUAUCCUUGCACCGAGUAUCGCAUCCCAUGAACAGUAUUCGCCUGCGCCGAAGACAAAAGCUCCGAGGAGGAGACUAAGUAAAAGACAUCGCAUGCCUGAUCUGAAGGCCUGAUAGCUGUGUGCUCCACUCCACAAAGACACGACCGAUUUGUACAUAGUUACUUCAGAGGCAGAAAUAUGGCCAAUAAAACACCAUUCAUGAUUUUUACCUCAUUCAGUAUCAGAUCCUCAGUUG
This is a messenger RNA of Didymella exigua CBS 183.55, 570 nucleotides long. RefSeq lists its product as uncharacterized. The transcript is spliced from 2 exons. Bases 97 to 447 code for a protein of 116 amino acids. The record is from RefSeq and is a predicted model, not a curated record. NCBI's taxonomy places the organism in Eukaryota, Fungi, Ascomycota, Dothideomycetes, Pleosporales, Didymellaceae.